AUGUCGGAUUCCAGUAUAAUGAGUGUCAGAGAAAUGAUAGAUAAUUGUUUCGGGGAACCAGAUGUAAAUAUAGUCAACUUUAAGCUUAUGCAAACAAUACUUUACCUCCUGGCUAGGCAACAGCGAUUAUUAGAGCGUCGAGUUGCAAUUGAAUUUGGCGCAAGUCUCGUUCCAAGGACAUCUAGCCUUUCCAUUACGGAAGUGAAAUUAAAAGCAAAUGUUUACAAAAAAACGAAAAAGUAUACUGGUGAAAGUGGAGUUGCGUCUUCAAAAUCAAAAGGAAAAAAAACAAAGGCAGAUAAAACGUCCAUUGUAUCAACUACCGAUGAAGUCUCAACUUCAAAAUCAACAUCAGAGAAAACAACAACGGAUAAAUCAUCCUCUUUAUCAACUACAGAUAAAACGACAGCAUCAAAAUCUACAUUAGAGAAAUUAACGACGGAUAAAAUGUCAUCCAAAACCACUACAGAUAAAACGACCACUUCUAAAUCCUAUAAAUCGAUUACUGCUAAAACAACUUUUAAAACAAGUGCAGACACAACUACACUUUUAAAAUCAACAGAACCAUCUAUAUCGGAUAAAACUACCAUUAAAACCGCCAUAGAUACAACAAAGACAGAAAAAUCGAUGCCUGAUAAUACAUCUUCUAAAUCAACUGGAGAUAAACCUGCAACUUCGGAAUUAUCAUCCUUCACAAAGCAUAGCACAUUGUCAUCUUUCGAAAAAAGCAAAUCACUAUCAGAUAAGACUAAAAUUUCAACAGGAAUAUUUUUAUCGGCUAAAGAAUCAUCAGAUAAAGCUAAAAGUGGAAAAACUAAGAAGACAGAUUUUCAUCAUCUUUUGGAGCUUCUUGAGCAGCAGCGAGAACAGGAGUUACGAGUCGUUAAUCAGAGAGCUGAUUCGCGUGAAGUAGCGGAGAAAACGCCUACACCCAUGGCGUCUUUAGAUUCGAUGGAAGUACAAUAUGAAAAGCUACUAGUCGUCGAACGGGUGCCGGUUGAAGAAGCUGAAAAAAAGAUAGGGCGUUUACGUGAUGGCAAGAUGACAGAGUUAAAUAUUGUUACACAAAAAGAUUUUGAUGAGCUAGCACAUAUAGUAAAGGAAAUGCAGACAAAAUUUGGAUUAGUUGGUGAAGCUCAAGAAAAUAUGCAAUUAAUGCAAGACGUUCAGCGAAGUUCUUCUAUGACUGAUGCAAUGGCUGCAUUGCAAAUCUCAGCUCGGAUUGAAAACUUAGAAAAAGCUUUGAAACUAAUGGAUUCUAUGAUCACUAAUUUAGCUAUCAAAACGGAUAUAAAAAUAAAACAACAGCCAGAAGGGAAAAUAAAUACAUUUCCAGUCCAACAAAUAAAAAGAGGUGGUGAUACUCCUGAAACAAAAGUGAUUUAUGAUGCGCCUCGCGAUCCGUCAUAUAUUUCAGGGAAAUCUGGCAGGGAAACUGAAGACAUGUAUGAGCUUUCAAAACCACCACUCAUUGAAACGGAAGAUCCUGUAAUGGAAUUGUUGAAAGGGUUGCCAAAAACAAAUAACAUUAACAUGGCUGAAUUAGAUGAUGCAACGCAAGAACUAUACGACGACUUAAUUAAAACUGUGGGAAAUUUAACUAAUAAAGCUAUUAGUAAGGCUGACGAUGCUCUUAAGACUGCUUGUAAACUAGAGGCAAAAUUGGACACAGCAAUAGAUGUAGAUACGCGAAUGGAAAACUUAGAGAUGUUCGUGUCUGAAUAUACUGGAAAAAUUAAUAGACUAGAUGCAAACCUAUCCUCGCAGAUGUCAAAUUAUCAAGAACAGUUAACUCAAAUGCAGCAUGACUUGGAAGGGGGCUUGGAAGCCAUGGCUGAAGCAUUAGCAAAUCCUCCAACAGAAACCCCAGGAGUUGAGGAGCUCAACGCCAACUUUACUAAUCUACAAAUACAAUUUGACAUCGCCAAUAUGAGACAAAAAGACUUACAGGAAAGCCAAGGAGUGCUGUCGUUAGACGUUCAAUCUUUGUGGAAAGAGAUUGAAUUAUUGCGUGAAGUAAAAUCAGAUCGCGAUGAAGUAGCAGAUGCUUUACGGGACAAGGCUGGACUCGGCCAAUUGAAUGGUCUCGUUACUCAUCAGCAAUUUGAUGCAGUGCGCGGAGAUUUCGAGAAACGUAUUGGAGCUUCAUAUGAUAAGUUCAAUAAUCAAGAGAUUAUUUGGCAAAAAAUCAUAGAUGACCUACUAAGGGAAUUAAACGAAAAGGCCGAUUGGGUACAACUAGCGGCAUUGCGUGAUAAUAUAAAUGAUAAUCUCGAAAAACUCCAGAAUAAAAUCCAUGCAAUGGAAGAAAUAAUCGGAGAACCGCAUGCAGCGACUAUCUCUAGACGACUGUUUCGUGACGCUGCAUGUCUUUCUUGUUCAACCCCCGCACAUAUGAAUUUAGAAGAAGCCACUCUACCGGCGUUACCUGCUUUCACUAAAACAUCUCGCCCUAUUACUAUAGGCGCUGAAGAUACAACAAAGCCAAAGGAAGAUGGAGAUCAUGGAUUAUGUUAUCCUGGACAGCCAAUACCACAUGCUAAAGACCCUAGAUCCCAUUUUUUCCGAAGAUACUGUGGUGGUUCACAUACAGCUAUACGUGGCAAAUUAAGCCGUGCUCCUGCCGAAAUUAUUGUAAGCACAUUGCGCGGCGAGACUACUGGAGUUGGUUCAGAUGGAAAAGUGUAUAUGAUUGAUGAACAAGAAAAAGAAAAGAAACAGUGUCGGCAAUGUAACACACACAAGGCUGUGCCGCAUCCUUAUUCUGCCAUAGAUAAAGAUUCUUGCCAUGAAUUCGAUUCUGAAAGGGCCCGGUAUUACGUGUUGCCGGUAAUGACUUCAACAGGAGGCCAAGUUGAAGACAGCGUAUCCAUGACGCCACCGCUUCCUAUUGAAGAAGACUACUAACUCAA
This is a messenger RNA of Pararge aegeria (speckled wood butterfly), 2912 nucleotides long. RefSeq lists its product as uncharacterized. The coding region runs from base 1 to 2907 and encodes 968 amino acids. The record is from RefSeq and is a predicted model, not a curated record. The transcript is spliced from 16 exons. Lineage: Eukaryota; Metazoa; Arthropoda; Insecta; Lepidoptera; Nymphalidae.